This is a messenger RNA of Paramecium primaurelia, 1182 nucleotides long. NCBI's taxonomy places the organism in Eukaryota, Ciliophora, Oligohymenophorea, Peniculida, Parameciidae. The record is from the annotation of a GenBank genome assembly.
AUUUGUGUAUUUACAUGUUUUUUUAGGUGAUUAUGUUGACAGAGGUUCCUUUUCAAUAGAAGUAGUAGUGUUAUUGUAUGCUAUGAAAAUCUAUUAUCCAACAAGAGUGUUUCUUCUUAGAGGAAAUCAUGAAUGCAAAUAAUUAACAAGUUACUUCAAUUUUAGAGAUGAAUGCCUAUAUAAAUAUGAUUAAGAAGUCUAUGAAGCUAUCAUGGCAUCAUUUGACAAUAUGCCUUUAGUGGCCUUAAUAAAUAAUAAAUUCUUAUGUUUACAUGGUGGAAUAUCUCCAGAUUUAAAAUCCGUAUGAAUAGAAUAAUAUGCAAUUAGUUAGCAGAUGUUGAAAGAAUAGAUAGAUUUAGAGAACCACCAAAAGCAGGAUUAUUUUGUGAUAUUUUAUGGGCUGAUCCAGUUGAAAAUGAAGAUCUUUAUGAUGAAAUUCAUUAUAGAGGUAAUGAUACAAGAGGUUGCAGUUGGUUUUUUGGAGAAAAGGCAGUUCAACCAUUUUUAGACAAUAAUAAAUUCAUAUGUUUAAUUAGAGCUCAUGAAGCUUAAUUAGAAGGGUAUAGAUUGUAUAAAUACAAUGAAAAAAUAAAAGAGUUUCCUUAAGUAUUGACUAUAUUUAGUGCUCCUAAUUAUUGCGAUGUUUAUAAUAAUAAGGCAGCCAUAUUAAAAUUUGAAAAUUGCACACUUAAUAUAUCUUAAUUUGGAUAUUCUUAACAUCCAUAUUUACUACCUCACUUUUUAGAUAUUUUUUCAUGGUCAAUACCAUUUGUAACAGAAAAAGUAACUGAGAUGCUUAAUUAUGUCUUAUAACCAAGACCUGGUGAAAAAAUAGAAGAUUCAGAGGAUGAGAUACCAAUUCCUAAAGUUAUAACCGGAUAAUAAAAUAUGGGAUAAUCCUAAUCUAAUAGUCGUCCCUCAGGAAAAUUACAACAAAUUACUAAAAAAUAAAUUGAUAUAACCAAAUCAAAAAUCUCCUUUGUUUCUAAAAUGAUGAAAAUGCAAACUGUACUCAGAUAGGAAAGAGAAAAUAUCAUAAAAUUAAAAGGAUUAUGUCCUGAUAAACGUAUUCCAAGAGGAGUAUUAUUACAAGGAGCUGAAGGAAUCAAGGAUGCCCUUGAACAUUUCAAUACAACAAGGGCUGCAGAUAGAAUCAAUGAGAAAUGGCCAGAAACUAAAUGA